Molecule: messenger RNA, 1266 nt
Organism: Emys orbicularis (European pond turtle)
Lineage: Eukaryota; Metazoa; Chordata; Testudines; Emydidae
Gene: WSB2
Product: WD repeat and SOCS box containing 2
Exons: 10
Coding region: 1-1266 (421 amino acids)
Biological process (GO): protein polyubiquitination; intracellular signal transduction
Molecular function (GO): protein binding
Source: RefSeq, a predicted model, not a curated record
AUGGAGGCGCCGCCCGGAGGCACCGCGGCGCAGGAGGCGGAAGGAGGCGUGUGGUUGAGUGACGAGCCUCUCCUUCUGGCGGAGCUGAAGCCGGGGCGACCCCAGCAGUACGACUGGAAGGCGAGCUGCGAGACGUGGAGUGUUGCAUUUUCUCCAGACGGCACCUGGUUCGCCUGGUCUCAGGGUCACUGUAUCGUCAAGCUGAUCCCCUGGCCCUUGGAGGAAGCUGAGCUAAGCUGCAAAGCCUCUGAACGCAAGAACCGUGGCAUCAAAGCCGACGUGAGAGGCGGAGGGGGCGCGAAGGAGAAGACGCUGGAAUGUGGCCAGAUAGUGUGGGGGCUGGCCUUCAGCUCCUGGCCUCCGUGUGGCGCUAAGGAGGGGGACGGCCUGCCGGCUUCAGGUCGGUCCUGUCUGAUCCUUGCCACAGGACUCAAUGACGGACAGAUUAAAGUCUGGGAGGUGCAAACAGGGCGUUUGCUUUUCAGUCUCUCCGGGCACCUGGAUGUCGUGAGGGACCUGAGCUUCGCUCCCAAUGGAAGCCUGAUUCUAGUCUCUGCAUCCCGGGACAAGACCCUCCGCAUCUGGGACCUGAGCAGAGAUGGUACGAGUAAGCAGGUCCAGGUGCUGUCUGGCCACACGCAGUGGGUGUACUGCUGCUCCAUCUCCCCUGAUUGCAGCAUGCUGUGCUCUGCGGCUGGAGAGAAAUCGGCCUUCCUGUGGAGCAUGCGCUCCUACACCCUCAUCAGGAAGCUGGAAGGGCACCAGAGCAGCGUGGUGUCGUGCGACUUCUCACCAGACUCUGCUCUGCUGGUCACGGCCUCCUACGACACCUGCGUGAUCAUGUGGGACCCCUACACAGGGGAGCAGCUGAGAACGCUUCGCCACGUUCCGCUGCCCCCGGCGUUGGACUAUGGCAGUGACAUCCAUGCCAGCUCCCUGAGGUCCGUGUGCUUCUCUCCGGAAGGCUUGUAUCUUGCGACAGUGGCAGAUGACAGACUCCUGCGGAUCUGGGAUUUGGAACUAAGAACUCCAGUGGCAUUUGCACCUAUGACCAAUGGCCUGUGCUGUGUCUACUUCCCACACGGCGGGUUUAUUGCCACAGGGACGAGAGACGGCCAUGUCCAGUUCUGGAGCGCCCCCAAGGUCCUCUCAUCACUCAAGCACUUGUGCCGUAAAGCUCUCCGCACCUUCCUAACAACGUACCAGGUCCUAGCACUACCCAUUCCCAAGAAAAUGAAAGAGUUCCUCACUUACAGGACCUUUUAA